Molecule: messenger RNA, 759 nt
Organism: Fundulus heteroclitus (mummichog)
Lineage: Eukaryota; Metazoa; Chordata; Actinopteri; Cyprinodontiformes; Fundulidae
Gene: krtcap2
Product: keratinocyte associated protein 2
Exons: 5
Coding region: 137-544 (135 amino acids)
Source: RefSeq, a predicted model, not a curated record
AUUACUCCGCCCACAACACCGGUCCCUCCUGUUUUUUGUUCCGGGCGACUUUGGUUCCUAGCACCGGUUAAGUUAUCUGGCUCUACAAGGGUACAUCCUACUACUCAUCUCAAGCUUUUAUAAUUAACUUCAAGUCAUGGCGGUGAACACAAGCACUUCUCUGGUGCUCUCCAGUCUGCUGUCAGUGCUGGUUUUUGCUGGGAUGCAGAUGUUCAGUAAACAGCUGGGUUCCACAGAGUGGCUCACCAUCCUGGGAGGGUUCCUGGGCUCUGUCCUCUUCAUCUGCUCCCUCACCGCAUUCAACAAUCUAGAAAACCUGAUGUUUGGGAAGGGAUUCCAAGCCAAGAUUUUCCCAGAGAUCCUGCUGUGCCUGUUUCUCUCACUGUUUGCCUCCGGUCUAGUGCAUCGUGUCUGUGUCACCACCUGCCUGAUAUUCUCCCUGUUUGCCUUGUACUACAUGAACAAGAUCUCCGCCGCCCUCUAUCAAGCGGCGGUUCCUGUCGUAACACCGGCCAAGGCUGCCAGCAAAGGCAAAAGGAAGUGAACUAAUGAAUCUGAAGAAAGUUUCCAGUUGGCCGAUUUAAAAUGCGAAUUUUUGUCACAGCUACAUAAAUCAGGCAUAUUUUUCAAGAUAUUUUUUUUUCUGAAAGUCUUCGACUUCCCCACUUUUUUCUUUUCUUCUUUUUUUUCUUUUUUUACAGUGAUUAUGAAAUUGAAAGUUCCCCCGGGUCAAAUUAAAAGGCCUUUUAUAAUAACUCU